This is a messenger RNA of Cynocephalus volans (Philippine flying lemur), 335 nucleotides long. Its product is annotated as protein PET100 homolog, mitochondrial. NCBI's taxonomy places the organism in Eukaryota, Metazoa, Chordata, Mammalia, Dermoptera, Cynocephalidae. The coding region runs from base 41 to 271 and encodes 76 amino acids. The transcript has 4 exons. The record is from RefSeq and is a predicted model, not a curated record. Gene Ontology annotation, cellular component: mitochondrion; mitochondrial inner membrane. Gene Ontology annotation, biological process: mitochondrial respiratory chain complex IV assembly.
AGUUUGGGCGGAAGUGGCUUUGCAGACCCGGAGAUACGAGAUGGGGGUGAAGCUCGAAGUGUUUCGGAUGACACUGUACCUCACUUUCCCUGUGGCUAUGUUCUGGAUUGCCAAUCAGGCAGAAUGGUUUGAGGACUAUGUCAUACGGCGCAAGAGGGAGCUGUGGCCACCUGAAAAGGAAGCCCAGCGCCAAGAGCUAGAAGAAUUCAAAGAGCGGAUACGGAAGCAGCGGGAGGAGAAACUCCUUCGUGCUGCCCAGCAGAGCUCCUGAGGCCUCUGAGUGUUUGAGUCCCAGUCCCUCCACCCAUGAAAUAACACAUACUCGGUUCCUUGUU